Molecule: messenger RNA, 189 nt
Organism: Cooperia oncophora
Lineage: Eukaryota; Metazoa; Nematoda; Chromadorea; Rhabditida; Trichostrongylidae
Source: the annotation of a GenBank genome assembly
AUGAAUUGUCCAGCUCUGCGACAAUGCGAACCGAAUGAAUUCAAAUGUCAAAAUCAACGAUGCGUUCAGAAGAUGUGGCUCUGCGACGGAGAUGACGACUGUGGUGACAGUUCCGACGAACAGAACUGCGUGAGUGGCAAGAAAGCGUGUGUGAAUGCUCAACUGAAGACAGAAUUCCCAGUGAUCUGA